GAUGGUGCGACGAAGAAAAUUAUGUUCCGAUUUCAAUGCGUGACAUGGAAGUUGGAGAAAGCACUGGCUAAUUUACCUUAUAACGAUUUUGAUAUAUCCGAAGAAGUAAAAGAGCAGGUUCUGACAUCACAGUUGAGACGGGCCACUGAAAAAUACGGUGGGUCCCUAAACUCCUCAACCUUACUACAGAGAGCAUCGUCCCAGCCAUUGGAUAAAGAUAUCGACCCGUUUCACCCGAGCAGCAGGUUGAUCAAAAGCUUACAUGUGGAUAAUAUCAGCAAUAUUGAUCAUGAGGUGAACACGAGACUGGAAGGUCUUGCAUUGGUGAACAAUGUUUUGGAUGAAGUUUGUGAGAACAAAGAAAAUGUUGUAAGGGACUCGUCCGCCUCAUAUGAUGUUUGUGUACUGAAGGAUUCUGUAAGUACGGGGAAUAAUGGUUUGUCGUGCAAAAACGUAGAGGAGAACAAGAAGUCUGAUUCUCUCGUGCUCCCGGAUGAUUUUCGUUGCCCAAUAUCCCUCGAGCUCAUGAGGGAUCCAGUGAUUGUGGCUACAGGACAGACGUAUGAAAGAUCGUACAUACAAUGGUGGAUCGACUGUGGGAAAACCACAUGCCCGAAAACCCAGCAGAAGCUUCGUCACCCCACUCUCACUCCAAACUACGUCCUCAGAAGCCUCAUCUCCCAAUGGUGCCUCAAGCACAAGGUCAACCUCUCGACCCCACUCGCUACCACCCGACACCACUCGCUAUCCGCCUUCCAAACCCUCGUUCGCCGACUCUCGACAGGAGAAUGCAAGGCUGCCCUCUCCGAAAUCCGAUCACUUUCCAAAAGAAGCACAGAAAACCGAAUCCUUCUUACCGAGGCCGGAGCCAUUCCCAUUCUUGUCAAUCUAUUAACCUCUGAAGAUGCCCGGAUUCAAGAUAAUGCCGUCACGUGCCUUCUCAACCUCUCGAUUUACGAAAACAACAAGGGAUUAAUCAUGCUUUCAAAUGCGAUACCCUCAAUAGUGCAGCUUCUUAGAUCAGGAAGCAACGAGGCCCACGAAAAUGCGACCGCCACACUCUUUAGUUUGUCGUUAGUUGACGAGAAUAAAAUAAUAAUCGGGGCCUCAGGGGCUAUAUUUGCUUUGGUGGAUUUGUUAGAGAACAGGAGCUCCAGAGGGAAAAAAGAUCGAGGCAACAACUUUAUUUAA
Striga hermonthica is the source of this 1191-nucleotide messenger RNA. Lineage: Eukaryota; Viridiplantae; Streptophyta; Magnoliopsida; Lamiales; Orobanchaceae. The record is from the annotation of a GenBank genome assembly.